This is a messenger RNA of Erythranthe guttata (spotted monkey flower), 1359 nucleotides long. RefSeq lists its product as uncharacterized. Gene Ontology annotation, molecular function: DNA binding. Lineage: Eukaryota; Viridiplantae; Streptophyta; Magnoliopsida; Lamiales; Phrymaceae. The record is from RefSeq and is a predicted model, not a curated record.
UAAAAAUAUUAAAAAAUAAAAAAUAAAAAAUCCUGCAAUUCACGGAAUUGAAAAUUUCUUUUUUCUCCAAUUCUUUUUUUUUUUUUUUGUGCUCGGGAUUUUUGUGAAAUUAAUUUAUUGAAGAAGACAGAGAAAUGGCGAGCGAAGAGAAUAAGCAAGACGACGUCGUUUCCAUCGAGCUUCCUGCUCCAGUCGGCUGGACUAAGAAGUUUACUCCAAAGAAAGGGGGUACCCCUCAGAGGAAUGACGUUGUUUUCGUGUCUCCCACUGGAGAAGAGAUCAAGAACAAGAAACAGUUGGAUCAGUAUCUCAAAUCUCAUCCUGGAGAACCAUCUGCCUCUGAAUUCGACUGGGGUUCAGGCGACACUCCAAGGCGUUCUGCAAGGUUAAGUGAAAAAUCAAAGGCAGUUGAGGCACCUGCAAGUCAGUCCCCACAGAAGAAGAGAAAGAAAUCCGCCACAAAGGGAGGAGCUCCGUCGAAGAGUACCGCUCAUGCAGAAGACGAAGCCAUGGCCGAGAAAGAUGCUGCUGCAGAAGAAGAAACUAAAGAAAGUGAUUCUCGUGCAGAAAAUGAAGACACAAAUGAGAAAGAUGUUGUUAAAGAAGAAACUAAAGAAAGUGAUUCUCAUGCGGAAAAUGAAGAUACAAAUAUGAAAGAUGUUGCUAAAGAAAGUGAUUCUCGUGCAGAAAAUGAAGACACGAAUGAGAAAGAUGUUGCUAAAGAAGAAACUAAAGAAAGUCCAGAAGCUUCUGCUGUGGAUACAAAAGAUGCCCUCCCAGAAGAAAAACCCGAUACUGAAAGUGCAGACAAGAAAAUCGAGACUGAUGAGACAGCAGUUUUCGAGGAACCUUCAACUAUUGUGACCCCAAAUGAUGACAACAACGAAACUUCAAAUGCUAAAGUUGAGGAAUCUAAUGAUGCAACUACUGUUGUAGCAGAUUCAAAAACCGAAGAGCUGAAGGAGGAGAUCUCCGAGGUACCAUGUUCAAAUGUUGAAGAAUCUAAGGAGGCAUCUUCCGAGGUACAAGGUACAAGUGUUGUAGAUGAGGAGAAUUCGAAGGAGAAGCAAAAAGACGAAAAACCCGAUGACAAAAAGGAUCUUGAGGUGCAAGAACCAACGACAGGCAGCUAAAACGGGCAUUUUUUUUUGUAUCUGGUUCGGGUUUUUAUUGAAUAGGUGAAUAUUGUAAUAUGAUAGAGAGAUGUAUCCUUGUUGAGCUAGGGUUUCUAACCAAAGCAAAUUGUUACGGCUGCUCUAGAAAUAACUGCUAGGAAUUCUUGUAGCUAAAAAUUGAUGUUAAUGUUGGGACCUUCUUCAUGUUUGCAAUUUGCAUUAGUAAACUAUAUAUGGUUUUCUA